AUGGCUGUUCUUCCGGUACACGACAUGCCGUUUACUUCUUCUUUGACUUUUCUGAUUCUCCCUCCAUGCCCCAUUUUUGACUGCCCUGGUUCUUGGUGUAAUUGCAGCUUGUUGGGGGACAAGUCACCCUUUUCCCAACAGAGUCUUCAAGGGGACGCCAUGGAUUGUGACGAAGAGACCGCUUGCAUCCAAUGUAGGGCUUCUUUUCUAGAAUUUUGA
This is a messenger RNA of Prunus armeniaca (apricot), 219 nucleotides long. NCBI's taxonomy places the organism in Eukaryota, Viridiplantae, Streptophyta, Magnoliopsida, Rosales, Rosaceae. The record is from the annotation of a GenBank genome assembly.